AUGGAGGUCGAUUCGAACACAGGCCUCGAGGUUCUAGCACCGUGUUAUUACGGGCAAUUAGCUACACAAGAGACCACUGAACCGCGAGUAGUAGUAACAGGCCGUAAGCACAAAGCUGCGCGCUCGUCGAUUCCUAGUCGCAAGCGGCGCUGCGUGCAGCCUUCCUCCGGCGCGCCUCGCUCUAGCGCGGUCCCCUCCGCGGAAUCCCCUUCCACGAGCGACGAUCCGCUUGGCGCGGAGCGGCAGUACCGCGGAGUGCGGCAGCGGCGGUGGGGGCGGUGGGUGUCGGAGAUCCGCGAGCCGCGGCGGGGUUUGCGCAUCUGGCUGGGGUCGCACAGCAGCGCGGAGCAGGCGGCGCGAGUGUACGACGUCGCCGUGCGACUGCUGCGAGGCGACGGCGCGAUCCUGAACUUCCCUGACGACCAGCGAGAGGUGCCCCUGCCUCCCGCCAUCGCGGAGACUCUCAUCCACGCCUGCGCGGCCCUCUCCUCCAAGGACUCGCUGCCUGACGCUGACAGCACGGCACCCCUCCGCCCUCUCCUCUCCUCCGCCCACACACACGUGGCCCCCUCCUCCAGUGACUCGCUGCCACGUGGUGCCACUGCUGAGCCCUGCGCUGCUCUCGCUGCCCCUGGCUCGCUGGCGGAGGAGGGAGUGAGCCUCACUGCUGCUGCUGCUUUAAUGGGCACUGGGACGGGCGACAGUGCGGGUAGUGGUGGUGAGGAUGAGCAGAGAGGGGAGGUGGAGGGGGAAUCGGUAGAGGAGAUGGUGGAGGAACAACAGGAGAAGCUGCAACAGCAGGAGCAGGAGGUGUGGGGGGAUGAGUUGGAAACGCUACUGGCAUGCGAGCAACAGAUUAGGCAGCAGGUGGCACAGGAGCAGGCGGAGGGGGAACAGGUGGAGGAAGAGCAGGCGGGGGAAGAGCAGGCAGAGGGGGAGCAGGCGGAAGGGGAGCAGGCGGAGGGGGAGCAGGCGGAAGGGGAGCAGGCGGAGGGGGAGCAGGGGGAAGGGGAGCAGGCGGAGGGGGAGCAGGCGAAAGAGGAGCAGGUGGUGGAGGAGCAGGCGGAGGGGGAGCAGCAGGGAGGGGAGCAGGAGUGGCAGGUUGAUUGGUUGCUGGCAUGCGAGCAGCUGCCACUGGACGAGUUCACUGUGUGUGAUUCUGAGCCUGAGGGUGCUCUGGUCGCUCGUGCCCCGCUUGCUGCUCAUACACUGUGUGGCGAUUCGGGCACAACUGUGAGUGAGGCGGUGGUUGGGGUUGGGGAGGAGAGCGGACGAGGAGGGGCAGCGAUGGGAGUGAAAGGGCAUCACCUGGGGCACUGUGAGACCCGCUCGCCCACUGCUCCCCUGCUGCCUGCCCCCUGCGCUACAGACCAUGCCCUGAUCACCAGCCGGUUGUUUACUGCAGCAGGCAAGGAGUGGUGGCUUGAGCGAGCAGAGCAGAGUAGCAUAUCCAAGAAGACCAAGCCAUGA
Messenger RNA from Closterium sp. Naga37s-1, 1470 nucleotides. NCBI's taxonomy places the organism in Eukaryota, Viridiplantae, Streptophyta, Zygnematophyceae, Desmidiales, Closteriaceae. The record is from the annotation of a GenBank genome assembly.